AUGGACGAUUUCCUUGAACAUUUGAGCAAAGACGAUAACAAAGCAUGGUAUGGCGCGGAAGAAACCGAGAGAGCUGCAAAAUUAGAUGCAAUAGAAACACUACUUAUUACAGAUAGUGUACUAAAAAGGAACGACGUGAAAAAACGUGAAAAAUACCUAGACCUAAUAGAGAAUAGUGGAAACAACAAUGGCAAAAUAUUCGUACUCAGUACUUCAAAAAUCACAGUGAGCAACUUGACAAACCAACAGAUAUAG
This is a messenger RNA of Saccharomyces cerevisiae S288C, 255 nucleotides long. RefSeq lists its product as uncharacterized. The transcript has a single exon. Lineage: Eukaryota; Fungi; Ascomycota; Saccharomycetes; Saccharomycetales; Saccharomycetaceae. Gene Ontology annotation, biological process: nuclear-transcribed mRNA catabolic process, non-stop decay; RNA surveillance; RNA metabolic process. The coding region runs from base 1 to 255 and encodes 84 amino acids. The record is from RefSeq and is marked reviewed.